GGGUAUGCUCAUCCCGGUGUCACCCACUGCGCAGUCAAAGUGUGACGUCACACUCGAAUAAACUGUGAUUGGACAGGACAUUACAACAUGGCGGUCCCCUGUUUGUUUUUAUGAAGAAACGUGAUCCAUGGAUAUUAAAAUGUCCUGUUCUGUGAAAGGAUGUAAGAACUAUUUUCGGAAAACAAAAUUAUUUAAUGGAAGCAUAAAAUAUUUUUCGUUUCCAAAAGAUCUUACGAUCGCAUCUAAGUGGCUUGCAGUAUGCGGAAAACAAAAUGUUAACAGUAAAAAAGCUAUGAUAUGUUCCCAACACUUCGAUGCAUCAUCCUUUGUACAGUCGCCGAAAGAAAAGUCACUUUUCUAUUCUCAGAAAAGAUUAUUAAAAUUGAAAGCAGAUACAAUUCCCACGUUACGUAUAAUGUUUGACGCGCCACAAGUGGAAGCCGUUUAUUGUGUCAAAAGAUCAUUACCAUUAAUUGAUACAUCGAAUAUGCUAGAAUCAACAUGCAACGACACAUCAACUUCGGAAUCACAAUGCAACGAUACGAUGCCGUCUGCUACAUUUGACGAUGAUACACCUACGUCACAAAGAAUCCAGUCAAUCGACAAUACUACAGCGUUACCCUCAACAUCAAAGGAUGUAUCUGCUCUUUUGAAGAAACUGAGUUAUAAAGUAAUGUUUAGAAACUUUUCAGGUUAUUAUACGAAAGAAUAAUGUUGGUUCUUAUGGUAUGCUUUCAGUAAUAGUGUUGAAGAGCAAUUAGUUGCUCAUGUACAAAGAGAAAGAGAGUAAAAGUAAUGAAGAUGUGGAAACAAAAAUGUAUCAGAUGCUCGGAAAAAUAUUUACUCCGGGGCAAAUACAAAUGUUACUAAAUCCGUCUCAGACUUGUAUAACAUGGUCUUCAGAAGAUAUAGCAAGUGCUAUAUCGUUACGAUCUGUCAGUCCAAAAGAAAAAGUUAAUAAAAUUCACAAAUAAUAAAUCUUUUUCGUAGCAUUUUA
Molecule: messenger RNA, 997 nt
Organism: Ooceraea biroi (clonal raider ant)
Lineage: Eukaryota; Metazoa; Arthropoda; Insecta; Hymenoptera; Formicidae
Molecular function (GO): sequence-specific DNA binding
Source: RefSeq, a predicted model, not a curated record